Molecule: messenger RNA, 3003 nt
Organism: Kickxella alabastrina
Lineage: Eukaryota; Fungi; Kickxellomycota; Kickxellomycetes; Kickxellales; Kickxellaceae
Exons: 7
Coding region: 1-2829 (942 amino acids)
Source: RefSeq, a predicted model, not a curated record
AUGUUUGCACCUGACCCCGAUGCGCUGGCCGCCACCGCCAAAACCCUCAUUGACCGCGCCCAACACACACCCACUGCAGACCCAACCGCUAUCGCCAGCGAAUUGCGCCAAGUACUUGAUGCCCUGGUCCAGGCAAUGCAAACCCAACCCCAAUCCGAACACUCUCGCACCCUAGAAUACGCACUUCAAAUCAUAACACACCUCCUAACCACAGCCACUCUGCACAGCUCGCUUAUCAACUGCGGGAUCCAAAGCACAGUCCAGUUGCUUCGCACCAUGCCAGCGGAAAUUGCAGACACCCCGAGCCAGGGCUGCACCGAUCGCAGGAGCAUCCAGGGGGCGCAAGCCCUAGACGUGUGCUUUGGUGGACUAUCCAGGGCGUACGAAAUCAUCGACAAGCGGAUACAGAACGACCCCGGCGGUAUUGAUGAAGCCUUGCAACUUGCUGCCCAGUGCACUGAAUGCAUAUGCCAGGGCCUGGCGCGGCUCUCAGGCGGCAUUCUGCAGUCCCAGGUUAUUUGGAAAUCGGCCUUGGAAAACACAGCGCCGUUGGCUCUUCAUCUGGUCAAAAUAUGCGAAUGCUCUGCCCACCUGUACGCGCACUGCGCCAGCCCCAUUGUGCGCCGCCAGCAGCAGCAGCAGUGCGCGGAGCAAUGCGCGCAGCUCAAAAUGGGUGUGUGCAGGCUGGUCGAUUUGACAUCAGCAGUCUUCCGCUCCGAGGCGCAUUUGACAGGGGAUUCUGGAAUGAAGCGGUCGCUGAUGGAGAGGUACAUUAGCUAUGUGCUGGGAACCCACAGAUUAAUGCUGGCGUCGCCACCGCAGUUCAAGGCACAGUGGCAGACCAUCUGCGCUAUCGCCACGCAAUUCUCGGCUCCGGCGUUUGACUCUUCGGCGAUGUGCUUACGCGUGUAUAAAAAGUCGUGCGAGAGCGCCGGCUUGGAGGCGAUGGAGGACGAGAAGCUUGCAAGGAGACUGAAGACGCCCUUGGCGUAUAUUCGCUUUGUCGUUUUCCAGAUGCCCUCUUUGAUAGCAAGGAUCUCGGUCGAUGCGUCGCAGUGGGCCGAGGUGGUGUCCUGUGCCAUGGCGAUGCUGGAUGUCGUUUUUGGCAAGUUGUCGGACAUUGAGGUUCUUGCUGGGAUUUCUAAAGACGUGGCCAAAUCGGUGCGUCAAUUGGCUGUGCUGGCUUGCUCGAAAUUUACUGUGACCUUGUUUUCGCACAGCCUGCAUCCCGUUACUCAGUAUGUGGGGAAGCUGGCACGAGCGCUUGGGGAUGUCGACCGGUCUGGCGGACUGGGUGCUUCGCGGAUACCGCUGCUGGACGGACUACAGAGCCCGGCGGCGCAUCGCGAGAUUCUGCGAAUAGUGUUUGAAAAUUUGAGCUCAUUCACUGCGCAUCAGCAGGAAAUGCUCUUGUGCCCGCCAAACAGCAGCACCACGUCUAUUGUUCGGGCAUUUGUAUUGGCCGUUGACCGCGAUCCGGCAUCCAUGUUUGUCCACCAUAGAGCAGACAGCGACCGGGACCAGGAAGAACCCUCGGAGUACGAGGAUUUGGUGGUUUCCGCAUCCCUGGGCGCAUCAAAACUCUCACCGGCGCUUUUCGCGCUCUGGGAGAAUAGCACAUUGUUGGCCAUCUUGUCUUCUUUGCAGGGAGGGCUUGGGGCGCAAAUCAUGGUUGACGCAUGGCUGGUGCUCGCCAAACACGCACUUCCGCGAUCCGUCGUUUUGUCGUCUAUCGGUGGAAUCGUGGAGGUGGUGGCUGCUGACGAUCUGCUGUCGCUUGGUGAUGCACAGAGAGAGUUGUUGCGGAGACUGCUGGCGGGGUUUCUGGCCCAAUGUACGGACUGCGAGCGGGAACAGUCGUCGUUUCUUCUGGCACGUUUCGCCGGGAGCUUUCUGGAUGCCUGCAUGAGCUUUCAAUUGGACCCGGUGGUUCCUCAGUUGACCCAAGUGUUUGCCCACCUGCUGCGCCCUGACUCACCCUGGAUUGUCCGGCAUGAGGCCCUUGUUUGCAUCACAUACUUUGCUACACAACAUGUACCAAGUUCUGAUGUCGUAUAUAAGGCGCUCUUCCACUCUGAUAUUAAUAUUACCUUGUUGGACAUGUAUCGGUCUGCAUUUGACCUGCAGCUGCCGCGAUUUCGGGACAUUUGGAACACAUGCUCUGGAGCAUCCAGCAACGGACAUCAUGUCGCCACUGGUGCGGGAAAGUCGGCCGUCGCUGGUAUUGUGGAUUCCGCAAGAGCAUUGAUAUUUGAUCUGAACUCGCUUGGAGGACCGCUGCCGGACAGCCCGUCUGCCAAUGCCUUCCGCAAAUUAUGCAAACUCGGGGUUGAUGACGACGCCAUUCUGGAGUACUGCAGCGGACUGCUCGAGGACGACACGAUGGACUCUGAGGAGAAGCAAGAGGCCAUAGUCGGAUACCUCGAGGCCAUCCUCGAGCAAGACGUCACUGCGCUGACCCUGGAGACGCAGAAAUCCGCGCAAAUGGCGCUCUCUGAAGCCCUGGAGAAGGAAAAAGAGGAGUUGCAGCGGGACGCACAGAGCCAAGUGGAAAAGCCCAAGGAGAUGACGCUGGAGGAAAGGAAGCAGAGGGAGAAGCUGAUUGCCGCAUACGAGUAUCGCAAUGCGGAGAUAAUUGAGAGAGCCGAUGGUGAGUCGGAGAUUGUGGUCAGAGAGAACAAGGGUGCAGCUGCAGGCGGCAGCGGUGGUGGUGGUGCAGGUGGUGAGGAGGGCAUUUUACGCAAUAAUAAUGCCCAACUUGUUGCCGAAAAGGAAAAGCUGGCCAGGGAUACCAGCCGGACGGCUCACCAGAAGAAGCUGAUAAACUGAGAAAAGAAAAGGAGAAACGACGGACGAUGAAAAAGGAAAAACGGAGAAUGUAAGAUAAACCAAAAAAUCAAACGUGGGAAAGUCUACUUAUCUAUUGGUUUUCUUGUGUCUCUUGAGAUUUUCAACGUUUGAGUUUCGAGACACAAGCCCUCUUUUUUAUACUUUUCAACCUUA